AUGGCUGAACAAUACGAAUGUGGCAAGAGACGAACAAUUGGGGGGUCAACAAAACGAAUAGUAGGUGGCGUGCCGGCGUCUCCUGGUGACUGGCCAUUCCUCGCUGCUAUCCUCGGUGGGCCCGAGGAGGUUUUCUACUGCGCUGGAGUGCUGAUAGCAGACCAGUGGGUGCUUACUGCUGCCCAUUGUGUUGGCAACCACACGGACGUGAACGGCUGGACGAUACAAUUGGGGAUCACGCGGCGUCGCUCACACGCUUACUACGGGCAAAAGGUGAAGGUGCGACGUGUGGCGCCACAUCCGCAGUACAACUCGGGCAUUGCACACGACAAUGAUAUCGCGCUUUUCCAGCUGUCAGUUCGAGUUCGAUACCACGAGCAAGUGUCCCCAGUUUGCUUGCCACCGGCUAACCGUGUGCUGAAGCCAGGAACCGUCUGCACUGUCAUCGGAUGGGGGAAGCGUGACGAUAAAGAAUUAUCAGAAUACGAGCCAGCUGUAAACGAAGUUGAAGUCCCAGUACUAAACAGAGACCUGUGCAACCAAUGGCUGGAGCACCGUGACCUCAACGUCACCGAGGGAAUGAUCUGCGCUGGUUACCCUGAAGGGGGGAAAGACGCUUGCCAGGGCGAUUCCGGUGGGCCGCUACUGUGCAAAGACCCGGCUGAUUCCACGCGCUGGUACGUGGGCGGUAUCGUGUCGUGGGGCAUCAAGUGCGCACACCCGCGGCUCCCCGGCGUGUACGCGUACGUACCCAAAUUUAUCCCCUGGAUACAACAACAGAUCGCCACCUACAACGACGAUGAUGCCAAGUCAGAAGACAUAUAA
Arctia plantaginis is the source of this 825-nucleotide messenger RNA. Lineage: Eukaryota; Metazoa; Arthropoda; Insecta; Lepidoptera; Erebidae. The record is from the annotation of a GenBank genome assembly.